Molecule: messenger RNA, 1524 nt
Organism: Penicillium maclennaniae
Lineage: Eukaryota; Fungi; Ascomycota; Eurotiomycetes; Eurotiales; Aspergillaceae
Product: cation diffusion facilitator family transporter
Exons: 4
Coding region: 1-1524 (507 amino acids)
Biological process (GO): monoatomic cation transport; transmembrane transport
Cellular component (GO): membrane
Molecular function (GO): monoatomic cation transmembrane transporter activity
Source: RefSeq, a predicted model, not a curated record
AUGUCUUCCCAAUCUUUUCUCCCGUUAUCCUCGCCUCCGACAUCGCCCCGACUCCUACCGCGCCGCCCGAGCUUGGAUCCCGAGCGGGAGAUAUUAUCCACCAGAGGGCAACAGCGCAUCUUGACAUUCCUGCCCAGUCGCACCUCUUCUACGGCAUUGCACGACUUAGACGAAGAGAUCGCCUCCCCGCCAACUUUCCUCCGACGCGGAUCCUUAUUGAUUGGGCACAGUAAUCCCCGCUACGAGUGGCAACGUUACUAUCGACCACCGGAGACGUUGAAACCCCUUCGAAGAUCGGUACGGCAGUACUAUGAGCGCACCAACUCGUUAAUCUCCCAAUAUCUUUACAUUGAUCGCCUCCUGGACUCAUCGGUGCCCCACAAUCUCAUUGAGGACUAUAACGAAUGCCGCCAUUUCGAUGCAUCUGGCAAUCGCAACCAACCAUCGCCGCCGGAUAGCCCACCAGAGUCGACCGAACAGCCUGAAUCCAAAGCUACCCGGAUCAAGCGUACCCCGCAUAAUCUCUAUCGAAUCCCCGAUGAAACGGCGCCUUUGCUUCAACGCGGCGACGAUCAGGAAAUCACUCACCCUCUGCUCGAUCUCGAAUCGCAUGGUGGAAUGUCCCCUGAGAAGGAAGAGCAUUUGAUCAACUUGGCCAUUCGUAUCAACUUCGCCGCGAAUGUUGCGCUGCUAGGUUCCAAAAUAGCCAUCCUUGUGCUCACUAAUUCUAUGUCAAUGCUGGCGGGUCUUGUUGAUGGCGUUCUGGAUUUCCUGAGUACUGUCAUCGUGUGGGUGACCACUGUCAUGAUCCGCCGGCAAGACCGCAACCAGUAUCCCAUCAGUCGCCGACGUUUGGAGCCGGUGAGUGUCUUGGUCUUCUCGGUCAUCAUGGUCACUUCUUUCUUCCAGGUGGGUUUGACCUCCUUCAACAAACUUGCUGGAGAGGAUCAUACGGUGGUAGAGCUCUCACUUCCUUCCAUAUCUUUGAUGGCAGGAACCGUCCUGGUCAAGCUAUUUUGCUGGGUUUGGUGUCGCCUCAUUCCUAGUCCCGGUGUCCAGGUACUGGCCCAAGACGCAAUGACAGAUGUUGUAUUCAACACCUUCAGCAUCAUUUUCCCACUCGUCGGCUCGUUCACUAAUUUGUGGUAUCUGGACCCACUUGGCGGGUUGCUCCUCUCGGUGUACAUCAUGUGGAACUGGGGUUGGACGGCAGGCGAAUACAUUCAUCGAUUGACGGGAGCAGCGGCGUCACCCACCGACCAUAGUAUAUUGCUCUACAUGACCAUGCGAUUCUCUCAUGUCAUUCGGAAAAUUCAAGACCUGAAGGCAUACUACGCAGGAGACAAGCUCAACGUCGAAGUGGAUCUAGUCGUCCAUGAACAAACUAGUCUACGUGACGCUCACGAUGUAGGUGAGAGCUUGCAGUACAUUAUUGAGAGCGUGCCCACCGUGGACCGUGCCUUUGUGCACCUAGAUUACGAUGAGUGGAAUCUUCCAAGCCAUAUGAAUCAGUUGGACCGUUAG